This is a messenger RNA of Pleuronectes platessa (European plaice), 4450 nucleotides long. It is a transcript of the gene atosb, whose product is annotated as atos homolog protein B. NCBI's taxonomy places the organism in Eukaryota, Metazoa, Chordata, Actinopteri, Pleuronectiformes, Pleuronectidae. The record is from RefSeq and is a predicted model, not a curated record. The transcript has 10 exons. The coding region runs from base 1205 to 3139 and encodes 644 amino acids.
ACUGCUGAGCAAAGCAAAGCACACCUUGCUCUAUCAGCUGAGAGGAAACCGACAGAAAGAAAACACACACACACACAACGAGGGCGAGAGAGAAAGAGGGUGGGACAACGAGAGGAUAGAAGGGCCCUGAAAGUAGAUAGAGGAAGAGAACGAAUGGGAGGAGAGGAAAGGGGGCAACGCUAGCAUGUGGAGUGGCUUUUGUAUUCAAGAUAUUUUGGAGGGGCACGAAUGAGAGAACAGAGGAGGGGGAAGCCCGAGAGAGAAAAGGAGAGGCAGGGGAAAAGACCAAGACUGGUUGGGGGGGCUGGGUGGAAGUUGCUGAGGGGGUUUUGAUUUGUGUAUGUGGGACUGAGGGUGGAGAGAGGUAGACAGGAAGAAAACAAGAUUCGGAGAAGGAGAAGACAGCUAUAGUGCCGGGGUACCCUGACUCAAACAAGCAGAUGGAGGCAGGACGACGUGACAUUUCUCCGUCUGUCUCAACACCACCUCUGCAGGAGGAAGGAAGAGAGUCAACAAACCAGAGAGUGGAGAGAACGAGAGAAGGCAGCCUGACCCAGUGGACGUAGAAACACAGGAGGAGGAGGAGAGACAGAAAAGCCAGCGCAGCCACACGUCAACAGCCCACAGACGACAGAAAGAGGAAGGAAGGAGGGUGAGGCCGAGAGAUACAGUCCAUCUUCUCAGGAGGAUAUUUUGGGUGGAGUUACCCUGUAAUGAUGCCAUAGCCAAGCUACACCCCAGGCUUAGGUGACCGAAGAGGGUGUGUCUGGCUAUCAGCCAAUCGCAGAGGCAGCCCCAGUAGAGUAACAUCCAAUUCUGGUCAUAGCUCCUGUGCCCACCAACUUCACUCCUGCCUCCUCUGUGGUCUUUGCUGUUUCCUGGUUCCCUAUCUUGGGAUGUUGGCGUUGUUCUGUGGCAGCUGCCAUGGAGAUAGACGGGUUCCUUUUGUAGACCAUUUCACACACAACUUCCAGAUGUUGUGCCAAAUGCAGCUUGUCCACACGGGCAGAAUUAGACAAGGACCCGCACAGAGGUGCUGUGCAGCUCAACUUCCUGUUUCACUGUGUUUGACAACAUCACAGCAGGAACUAUAGGACUUCCUAUUCCUGUGGAACAUCUUGCUCUGCCUCCUGGCACUCCCAAGGACCUGCUUGACCGGUUGCACAAAACUUAGUCAAGACUCUUGCCCUCCAACAUCGCAACCAUGCGGCACAUUCACGUGGAAUUGGCCCACAAAAAGGCUCCAUCAGAGCUUCCAGCCCGCGAGGGAGACCUGCCUCCACCGACAGCACCAACACAAAGCAUAGACCCUGGGGUCAGACCGGGGGCGCCUAGACACUUUGGUCAGGAGGAGUUGCGGCUUCAAAAGGUCUACCAGCUCUCCAUUUUCUCCCAGUUGGGGGGAUUUUCUACCUCCACAGAAUCCAACACUGAUACUCAACAGAGACCUGUCCGGCUGGGUGUGAAACGGGGGCUAGAGGAGCCUCAGUUGACUUGUAAGCAUCCUCACCUGGGAGAUGCCUCUGAUGGAGAGGACAUGGAGGGAGGGGUGCUAUGUGGGCCAGUACCAGCUGAAGAUGUUGGGAUAGGAUUAGCAACAGGUCCUAGUGGGCCUGGUUCUGUUUUCUCUUGCACACAGAUGGAGCACAGGGACUCUGAACUGGGGCCUUUACCCAAAUCUCCUCCCCUCUCCCCAAGCCACACCCCCUCCAGACGCCCUACUCAGCACAAUCACGAUAAGCCCAUUCCUGAUGUAUUUGCUCCGCUGUCACCUAAAUCGACCCCGAUGUGCGACCAACAUGGGCGUCUCUGUGACCAGGGCCACUCCUUUGGAAGCUCCGCCAGGACUGAGUCUCCUAAUGGGGGCCGCACACCCACCUUCUCUCUAGGCAGCCCUGGACAUGACAGCUGUAGUAAUGGCUCAUCUGGAGGUCAGCCCAGCCCCCACAUAUAUGAAAUGUCCACAUAUGAAACUCCCAACCCUGCCAGUCCCACUAGCCCCCCAGGCCCCUUCUCUCCCCCACACCACACAGAGCUGCAGGAACCAGGGGAGGCAACCGAAUGGGAAGUUGGACUUGAAUCCUCCCCACCUGAGCGAAGUGCCACCCAGGCUGCCUCGUCCUCCUCUAAAGGCCUGGCUCCCUGGGAGAAAACGCCCAGCAGUAUUGGCCACCGUAUUUCCUCUGGAGGUCCCUGGCCGGCCAAAAAGAGGCUGCUUUCCCCAACCGACACUGGCGAGUCGUGUUCAGAAGAUGAGGGACCCUCCACAUCCAAGAGAAGCAGGCUGUCACUUCUGGCUCCAGGACCUGGUCCUGCCUCAUGUCGCAGCACUGAUGCCAAAGCUGCUCCGUACUGGAACCACCUGCUGCCCUCUGCAUGGGACCGGUCUAAGACUGCCACAGACUGCACAAGAUCAGGGAGACGACUGAAAAGUGGGCUGCGGUUAAAAAGUCGGCAGCUGCGCAGCGGCAGACACACAGACACCGGACGCUCCACACGCUCCAGCUGGCCCUCAUCCUCCAUCAGCAGAUCACUACUUGGCAACUUUGAGGAGUCCAUACUGAAGGGACGAUUCUCUCCGUCUGGCCGGAUCGAAGGCUUCACUGCAGAGAUCGGGGCCAGCGGCUCCUACUGCCCUCAGCACGUCACCCUGCCUGUGCAGGUCACGUACUACGACAUCUCCGAGCACAGCGCUCCCUCGCCCUUUCUGGGGGUGAUUUCCCUCGAGCCUCUGGGAAAGAAAGGAUAUAGCAUACCCAAAGCAGGGACCAUUCAAGUGACCUUAUUCAAUCCCAACAAAACUGUGGUGAAGAUGUUCCUGGUGACCUACAACUUUGGCGACAUGCCCGUCAAUCACAUGACCUUCCUGCGCCAUCGUAUCUUCCUGAUGCCUGUGGAGGAGGGGGUGGAGGGGAAAGGCGAGGUGUCUCCAGGGGGCGGAGCAAUAGACAGGAAGAAGAUUCUCUGCUACCUGAUGCAUCUCAGAUUCCAGAGCUCCAAAUCUGGGAAGAUCUACUUGCACAACGAUAUCCGGCUGCUAUUCUCCCGCAAAUCCAUCGAAGUGGACACGAGGAUCCCUUACGAGCUGAAAUCUUUCACCGAGGUGCCAAGAAACCCUAAAUACUCCCCCCGCGUUUGACCCCAGCUUGACCCUUCGAUCCUCACGGACCCUCCUGUGCUUCCUAAAGAGGAGGGAGGGAAACGGACAGACUGCUAGAAUGAUGAUGGACACAAAACUUGAUUAUGACUGGAUGAGAUAUGUCACAUGCACACAGGACUCGCAUGCACAUAUCACACUCUGUUGGUCAUUGGAAAAGUCCCACUUUUGAUGCACGUAUUCUCCGUUUUGCUAAUUCGAAUCCAGAUAUAAACUGUCACUCAAACAAACAUGGCAUUCCUGGUAUCUUCCAUUGACUGAAAACAUUUAAAAACGGAAAUAUUUGUGCGGGAGCAGUGGAGUUUGCAUGCAGUCAAAAGCAGGACUUUUUCAACACCCGAACAAAGACAGAUACACACAAACACACACUCGCACACCAAAUCCCACGAUCACAGCACAUACCACACGGCUGAAAACGCCUGGGGGCGACUCUCUGAGUUCAGUGUUAACAUGCAUGCCUUGUGACUUAAACACCUGAAUUUUCCUCUAGUGCCGUAUCACACUGUCCUUCACUCUGCCUGCAGCUCCGACCGCCUCUUCGGACCAAUCAGUUCCACAGCUUUGGAUUUGACAAAAAGACACAAACAAUGAGCACAUCCCUGCUUGUUGGGGGAUGAUGAUGAUGAUGAUGACCCCCCCAGCCCCCAGCCCCCAAACCCCCACCCUUUGCACACUCACACACUUUCUGGGGAUGAACAGGGACACGAAACGAGAGAAGAAGGCGAAGGGCGGAAUGGGAAACGGCCAUCUUGAUUGGAUGUUUGAUCAUUUGACACACAGUAAAAACUGCACCAACACGAUUUGAUCAAACUCAGGACGUCCGUUACAGAAUAGAUUUCUCCUUUUUACCAUUUCACUUACAAUGGUACAGACCACUGUGAAGCAAGAGGGUCAUAGCAUGUCAUGAAAAAGAGGGGAGCUCAGUUCAUGCGACGUAGCCAGACUGAGGGACACUGUGCUCUUUUCUUUCUUUUUUUUAAAUGUCUUUUUUUAAUUCUGUUCAGAACACUCUGACGUCGGAGCAGGAAAGAAAAAAGACGAGCUGUAGUAUUUUUAACUUAUGUUUUUUCGCAAAUGUCUUAAUAAGCAAUAUACUGCACAAAGUAGAGUGUGUUUUUCAGUCGGACGAGCUUUCUCUCUGAAGGGAGGGGGGAGAGAGGAAAGCGGAGAAUAGAGAGCGAGGGAGGAAAUGCAGGAGGGAGGGAGGGAUGAGUGGGGAGGGAGGGGUAAUUUAAUAUGGGGAAAAAAGUCUAUGUAUAUUUAAAAGAAUAAACUCUCACGACUAGUGGGUAA